GGGAUAUUUUCAUCUCGCAGCCCCGAAUGAGCUUCCCCCCCUUCUUCUCUGAGCCAGAUGGAGACGCAUUUGGUUUCUCUUUUAACCAUGUUACUUUUGCAAGGAGAAUAAAAUGAGCAGGAACAGCUAUUGGCCGCCGCAACAUAAGAAAGCCCUGCUCUGCCAGAGGAAACCACAUAAAAGCGUGCGUGUGUGUGUUUGGGGGGAGGGCGCAGCGAGGGAUGAUGCCUGGAGCUUCUUGCACUCGGAGCUGCGAUUUGUGAGUGAAACAUGAUGAAAUCGCCCCCUGGACAAAUCACACGAGCCUGUCAACCUCACCAGGUUAUAUCUUUAUUUGCUUUUGCCUUUGGAGUAAAUGUCUGCAUGGGAUUUACAACACAUCGAUUUAGGAGAUCUGAAGAAUGGGAUGAGGGCCCAGUCUCAGUUCUGUCAGAUUCCCCCUGGAUCAGUACCUCUGGCUCCUGCAAGAACAGAUGCUUUGAACUUCAAGAGGCAGAGCCUCCUGGCUGCCGCUGUGACAACCUGUGCAAGAGCUACAACAGCUGCUGCUUUGACUUUGAUGAGCUGUGCUUAAAGACAGCUCGGGGCUGGGAAUGUACCAAAGAUCGCUGUGGAGAAACCAGGAAUGAUGACAAUGCUUGUCACUGCUCUGAAGACUGCUUAAGUAGAGGAGAUUGUUGUACUAAUUACCAAGUCGUUUGCAAAGGAGAAACCCAUUGGGUGGAUGAUGACUGUGAAGAGAUAAAGGCUCCUGAAUGUCCAGCGGGCUUUGUUCGUCCCCCUUUGAUCAUCUUCUCUGUUGAUGGCUUCCGUGCAUCAUAUAUGAAGAAAGGGAACAAGGUCAUGCCCAAUAUUGAAAAACUGAGAUCUUGUGGAACACAUUCUCCUUACAUGAGACCUGUCUACCCUACAAAAACCUUCCCCAACUUGUACACCCUUGCUACUGGACUUUAUCCUGAAUCACAUGGAAUCGUUGGCAAUUCGAUGUAUGACCCAGUGUUUGAUGCCAGCUUCAGUCUUCGAGGGCGAGAGAAAUUCAAUCACAGAUGGUGGGGAGGUCAACCAAUUUGGAUUACUGCAGCCAAGCAAGGGGUGAAAGCUGGCACGUUCUUCUGGUCUGUUGUCAUCCCCCAUGAGCGCAGAAUAUUAACAAUACUGCAGUGGCUAACCCUUCCAGACAAUGAAAGGCCUUAUGUUUAUGCUUUCUACUCUGAGCAACCAGAUGCUGCUGGCCACAGAUAUGGUCCUUUCAACUCAGAGAUGAUGGUGAAUCCCCUGAGAGAGAUUGACAAAACAGUAGGACAACUAAUGGAUGGACUGAAACAGUUGAAACUACAUCGAUGUGUCAAUGUCAUAUUUGUUGGUGAUCAUGGGAUGGAAGACACUACUUGUGAAAGAACUGAAUUUUUAAGCAACUAUCUGACUAACGUGGAAGAUAUAAUUUUGCUGCCUGGAUCUUUAGGGCGAAUUCGCCCUAGGUCUAGCAAUAACCUAAAAUAUGACCCUAAAGUGAUUGUGGCCAACCUGACAUGUAGAAAGCCAGACCAGCAUUUCAAGCCUUACUUGAAACAGCACCUGCCUAAACGUUUGCACUAUGCUUACAACCGAAGAAUUGAGGAUGUCCAUUUACUGGUGGACCGCAAAUGGCAUGUGGCAAGGAAAGCUAUGGACGUUUACAAGAAACCAACGGGAAAAUGUUUCUUCCACGGAGACCAUGGCUAUGACAACAAGAUAAACAGUAUGCAGACUGUCUUUAUAGGUUAUGGCCCUACCUUCAAAUACAAGACCAAAGUACCUCCUUUUGAAAAUAUUGAACUUUACAAUGUCAUGUGUGAUCUGCUUGGAUUAAAGCCAGCUCCAAAUAAUGGCACCCACGGAAGUUUAAAUCACCUGCUGAGAGCCAAUGUUUAUAAACCAACUGUGCCAGAUGAAGUUGCUAAACCACUCUAUCCUGUCGCUCUACCUUCUGCAUCAGAUUUUGAUAUAGGAUGUACAUGUGAUGAUAAGAAGAACAAGUUGGAUGAACUCAACAAGCGCUUUCACGUCAAAGGAACAGAAGAAAAGCAUCUUCUAUAUGGGCGCCCUGCAGUACUGUACCGCACAAAAUAUAAUAUCUUGCAUCACCAUGACUUUGAAAGUGGCUACAGUGAAACAUUCCUGAUGCCUCUCUGGACAUCCUACACUAUUUCUAAACAGGCAGAGGUAUCUGGUGUCCCGGAACACCUGGCCAGCUGUGUGAGGCCCGACCUCCGCAUUUCUCCAGGAAACAGCCAGAGCUGUGCAGCCUACAGGGGUGACAAACAGCUCUCCUAUGGCUUCCUUUUCCCUCCCCAAUUAAGUUCCUCUGCAGAAGCAAAAUAUGAUGCUUUUCUAAUAACAAAUAUCAUUCCAAUGUAUCCUGCUUUCAAAAAGGUAUGGAACUAUUUCCAAAGGGUUUUGGUGAAAAGAUAUGCUACUGAACGAAAUGGAGUCAAUGUUAUAAGUGGGCCAAUCUUUGACUAUGACUAUGAUGGUUUACAUGACACAACUGACAAAAUAAAACAGUUUGUGGAAGGCAGCGCCAUCCCUGUUCCUACUCAUUACUAUGCCAUCAUAACCAGCUGCUUAGAUUUCACUCAACCAGCCGACAAAUGUGAUGGACCACUCUCUGUUCUCUCAUACAUCCUUCCCCACCGGCCUGACAAUGAUGAGAGCUGCAAUAGCUUGGAGGAUGAAUCAAAGUGGGUUGAAGAUCUUCUUAAAAUGCACACUGCGCGUGUGCGUGACAUUGAACAGCUCACAAGCUUGGACUUCUUCCGAAAGACCAGUCGCAGCUACACAGAAAUCCUCUCCCUAAAGACUUACCUGCAUACGUUUGAAAGUGAAAUUUAGCUUUCUAACCUUACUCAGUGCAUCCUUUUAUCAACUGGUGUAUAUUUUUAUAUUGUUUUUAUAUUUAUUAAUUUGAAGCCAGGACAUUAAAAAUAUUAGUAUUUUAAUCCUGUAUCAAAUCUUAAAUAUUAAACCCUUGUGUCGUUUUGUUUCUGUAAUGUUUAAUAUAGGUAUGUCUCUUGGUUUAUUUAGUAGCGCUUGUAAUACUGCAGCUUGAGUCCUUACUCUGAGCUUUUAAGUGGUGCUGCAGGAUUUGAUACGUGCAUCAAGGAAAUAUUAAUUUCCCAUGCUCCUUUACCACACUUGUAGUCCUGUACUGUGUAUCAAAAUACUGAACAUGUAAGAUUACAUUCAUUUACUGUUAACUAUGUGACAGACAUAUUUAAACCCUAUAGACAAAUAGCAUCUUAAAUAUAAUAAACCACACAUUCAGUUUU
This is a messenger RNA of Athene cunicularia (burrowing owl), 3308 nucleotides long. It is a transcript of the gene ENPP2, whose product is annotated as ectonucleotide pyrophosphatase/phosphodiesterase 2. The record is from RefSeq and is a predicted model, not a curated record. Gene Ontology annotation, biological process: immune response; phosphatidylcholine catabolic process. The coding region runs from base 271 to 2871 and encodes 866 amino acids. Gene Ontology annotation, molecular function: phosphodiesterase I activity; scavenger receptor activity; phosphatidylcholine lysophospholipase A1 activity. The transcript has 25 exons. NCBI's taxonomy places the organism in Eukaryota, Metazoa, Chordata, Aves, Strigiformes, Strigidae.